AUGGCUCGGCUGGUAACUUUGGCAAGGGACAUAUCACCUCCGCCUGUGAGAAGAGCAUCGACAACUGCAGCACGCACGCUCGAUGUUCAGGAGGAACGGGAACAGGAACAAGACAGCUCUGAUGUCAAGGACAAGUCGGAGACGGCAAAGAUCGAGGCGCACGAGCUGCAUAUUCGUGACCACCUCUCGUACUUUGUCAAUCACCUUUCAUCUGUCUCAAGGCCCACCGAUGGUCCUCGCAUAUCUAUAGAUGCCUUUCGAGACCUAUACCAGAGAAACCAGCAUAGUCACGGCGCACAUUUUGUUGUCCAUCAACAUGAUCACCCCGUCGCUGGCGUACAUUACGACCUGCGACUCCAGUUUUCCGAAACCUCUACCAUUAGCUUUGCCGUGCCGUAUGGCUUGCCAGGGAAUCCGAAUUCGAAGCGGCCGAACCGGAUGGCGAUAGAGACACGCGUGCACAAUCUAUGGAAUAAUUUAAUAGAAUCUGCAUCUCAUGCAACAGGCUCCCUUCUCAUAUGGGAUACCGGUCAAUACGAAGUCCUUCCGCGCGCGCGACCCAAGCUACAGCCAAAUACAGAUGAUGAGAUGACUGAUGACGAAGAAAGUGCAAACGAGGCCUCGCAAAGCCAAAACUUGUUCGAUGCUUUCCAAGCAAGACACAUUAGACUUCGACUUCAUGGUACGAGGCUUCCAAAGGAUUACACAAUUGCACUACGCUUACCAUCCGCGAAUAAUAAGGCUGGGCAUGCCAAGAGGCCAAAGCGCAAACGGCGCCGUCUCGAUCCUGCCAAGACUGUUCAGACUGCUACUGUAACCAGCAGCGAAGGCGAGUCUGAUACAGAAGGGGUCAGCUCUGCGAGCCGCGAGCACAUACCCGAUGCAAUUGACAUCGAGGCUGGAAACGCAUCGGAAGACGAUGAGAAUGAAGUCAUUCGCGCGAAUAAUGCUUACACUGGGGCUAACAACACCAUUGGAUCUAUCCAUCAGCGGCACUGGUUCCUGACUCUCGACCGGUCGAACUCAGGCUUCACCAAACCUCGGAGCGGACCGGACGCCGGUCGGUGGAUUGGAAGAGAUGCUUUCUUUGUGAGAGGCCGCGACCACGAGCGUUCUGUUGUCACCGGAAGACUGGCGGACGACGUUAUGGCUGAUGAAGGUGUAGAGAAGUUUAUGGGCAGGAAAAUGUGGAGGCCUAUUAUGGAGUGA
This is a messenger RNA of Pseudocercospora fijiensis CIRAD86, 1209 nucleotides long. RefSeq lists its product as uncharacterized. Lineage: Eukaryota; Fungi; Ascomycota; Dothideomycetes; Mycosphaerellales; Mycosphaerellaceae. The transcript is spliced from 2 exons. The record is from RefSeq and is a predicted model, not a curated record. The coding region runs from base 1 to 1209 and encodes 402 amino acids.